Messenger RNA from Gamsiella multidivaricata, 309 nucleotides. Its product is annotated as kinetochore component CENP-S-domain-containing protein. Gene Ontology annotation, cellular component: FANCM-MHF complex; Fanconi anaemia nuclear complex. The transcript is spliced from 6 exons. The record is from RefSeq and is a predicted model, not a curated record. Gene Ontology annotation, biological process: replication fork processing; resolution of meiotic recombination intermediates. The coding region runs from base 1 to 309 and encodes 102 amino acids. Lineage: Eukaryota; Fungi; Mortierellomycota; Mortierellomycetes; Mortierellales; Mortierellaceae. Gene Ontology annotation, molecular function: chromatin binding; protein heterodimerization activity.
AUGAGUGACAAUGAAGAAGACCCUCGGGAGAGACUAAAAGCCGCCAUUUGGUACACCGUGGGCGAGAUAUGCGAACGUGAAAGGAUCACUCUGAACGUAGUCAUCACGCCUCAACUGGUGGCGUCACUUGCAGACCUCGUCUUUGCACAAGCAGAAACACUGGGAAAGGAUCUGGAAACGUUUUCAAAGCACGCCAAGCGGUCGACUGUCAAUGCAGACGAUGUCAAGCACGAGAUUAUUACACGAGAGGCCGAGCGACUUUCGCGACGAAACAAGGGUGUCCGAGAUGCCAAGAAGAAGAAGAAAUGA